This is a messenger RNA of Epinephelus lanceolatus (giant grouper), 2940 nucleotides long. The record is from RefSeq and is a predicted model, not a curated record. Lineage: Eukaryota; Metazoa; Chordata; Actinopteri; Perciformes; Serranidae.
GCGGCUGUCAGAUGAUGAGGAGAUUAUCCUCCUUCACUCAGACUCAGUGUUAACACGGAUCCAGACGGGCUGCAGGUGCUUUGGGACACAACAUGGGAAACGCCGACACCAAGCUUCACUUCAGGAAAGCGGUGAUUCAGCUCACAACUAAAACUCAGCCCGUAGAAGCCACAGACGACGCCUUCUGGGAUCAGUUCUGGGCCGACACCUCCACCACCGUCCAGGAUGUCUUCGCUCUGGUGCCGGCGGCCGAGAUCAGAGCCGUCAGAGAGGAGUCUCCGUCCAACCUGGCAACCCUCUGCUACAAGGCAGUGGAGAGGUUGGUCCAGGGUGCAGACUCCGGCUGCCCCUCAGAGAAAGAGCGUCAGAUCGUCCUGAACUGCACCCGCCUGCUCACCCGCAUCCUGCCCUACAUCUUUGAGGACGCCGACUGGAGAGGCUUCUUCUGGUCCACCGUGCCAGGAGCCGGCAGAGCAGGGCGUUUGGACGAAGAUGGCGAUGUGGAUGAAGCACGGCCGCUGGCUGAGUCGCUGCUGCUCGCCAUCGCCGACCUCCUGUUCUGUCCAGAUUUCACCGCUCAGAGCCACAAGAAGAGCAGCACGUUCGAGACGGAGCUGCUGAAGUUGCUCCUCACCUGUUUCUCUGAGGCCAUGUACCUUCCUCCGUCCUCUGACAGCAGUUAUCUCAACCCCUGGGUGUCCUUCUUCUGCUCCACAGAAAACAGACACGCCCUGCCUCUGUUCACCUCCCUGCUCAACGUGGUGUGUGCCUACGACCCCGUGGGCUACGGCAUCCCGUACAACCACCUGCUGUUCUCUGACCACCGGGAGCAGCUGGUGGAGCAGGCGCUUCAGAUCCUUAUCGUCACCCUGGAGCAUGAGGCUGGGUCGGCCGCCAGCGCAGCCCUCCAGGCCCUGGACACCUCCGCACUGUCCUCAGCUGCAGAGGAGCAGGAGCCAGCUGCACCUGAUAACCUGUUUGUGAAUUAUCUCUCCAGGAUACACAGAGAGGAGGACUUGAGCUUCAUCCUGAAAGGUCUGGCACGGCUGAUGAACAAUCCUCUGAUCCAGACAUACCUGCCUCGUUCCACCAAGAAGAUCCAGUUCCACCAGGAGCUGCUGAUCCUCUUCUGGAAGUUCUGAGACUUCAACAAGAAAUUCCUGUUCUUCGUGCUGAAGAGCAGUGACGUGUUGGACAUGCUGGUUCCCAUCCUCUUCAGCCUGAACGAUGCCAGAGCAGAUCAGUCUCGUGUUGGUCUCAUGCACAUCGGAGUGUUCAUCCUCCUGCUGCUGAGCGGAGAGAGGAACUUUGGCGUUCGUCUGAACAAGCCGUACACUCUGCGUGUCCCCAUGGACAUUCCCGUGUUCACGGGGACACACGCUGACCUGCUGAUUGUGAUCUUCCACAAGAUCAUCACCAGUGGACACCAGCGCCUGCAGCCUCUGUUUGACUGCCUGCUCACAAUCAUAGUGAACAUCUCUCCUUAUCUGAAGAGCCUGUCCAUGGUGGCGGCCAACAAGCUGCUCCACCUGCUGGAGGCCUUCUCCACCCCCUGGUUCCUCUUCUCCGCCCCCCAGAACCACCACCUGGUCUUCUUCCUGCUGGAGGUUUUCAACAACAUCAUCCAGUAUCAGUUUGAUGGGAACUGCAACCUCGUGUACGCCAUCAUCCGAAAGCGGAAUGUGUUCCACCAGCUGGCCAACCUGCCGUCAGACACCGCGUCCAUUCAGAGGGCGCUGCAGAAGAAGAAGAAGUCUGGGAUAUCCAGGACCAACUCUGCAGAGACGGAGUCCAUGGAAGGCUCCAGACCAGCUGCAUCUGCAGAGCCCGGCACUCUGAAAGCCAGUUUAGAGGCAACUCCAGGAAUCGAUAAGAUAACAGAGAAGUCCCAGGUGAGCGUGGACGGCACGAUGGUCGCUGUGCCACAUUCAGACUCUCAACAGACGACGGCUGACAGCAGCGCAGCAGCUGGAGCCAGUGACACAGAGUCCAACUCAGAGAGAGACCCCGAGGUCUAUCACACAGAGUCAGAGGCAGCGAGGAGUCGGUUGUCAAGUGUGUCAUCAUCAGCAGCAGCAGCCUGGAGCGCCAAUACAGACUGGGUGUUGGCGUGGAAGGCGAAGCUUCCUCUGCAAACCAUCAUGCGGCUGUUACAAGUCCUGGUCCCUCAGGUGGAGAAGAUCUGUAUCGACAAGGGUUUGACAGACGAGUCAGAAAUCCUAAAGUUCCUUCAACACGGCACGCUGGUCGGCCUCCUGCCCGUCCCUCAUCCCAUCCUCAUCAGGAAGUACCAAGCCAACGCCGGCACCGCCAUGUGGUUCCGCACCUACAUGUGGGGCGUGAUCUACCUACGCAACGUGGAUCCUCCAAUCUGGUACGACACGGACAUACGGCUCUUUGAGAUCCAGAGGAUUUAGAGCAGCUGCCGAAGGUUCUCUUCACUCACUCGCCACCAACGAGAUCUCGCAGCUGACCUGAGAUCAGAGGAACCAUUCUCUGGUGUUAUUUAAAGAAAACAAGCAGUGAUGAUGUCGUGCUUCGUUCUUCCUGCCAACUUUCAGUGUUCAGACUAAAAUGAAGGAUGUUUAAAUGUGUCAAACAGAAGUUAGUGUGUGUCACACACAGACCUGUGUCACCAGCGAUGCCAAACAGUCAUUAAAUCUGACAUUUAUUGAACAUUGAUUUAUUCACAAGUUCCAGCCAAACAAAGUGGGAAAUCAUUUCUUAAUGGAGCUUUGUGCACAGAGGAGUCACGCUGAAACAGGACAGAGACAAACCAAACUGUUGACAGACAAACAUCAUUGUGUUCUUUAACUGCAUUUAAAGAAAACACACUAUUAAAAAACAGCCUCAGACCCAAACUGUAGAAGGAUGUCCUCAUACUUUUGGCCAUGUAUAAACUAAAUAAAUAUAUACCAUGUUUGGUUUUUUUCAACCACA